Bactrocera oleae (olive fruit fly) is the source of this 14122-nucleotide messenger RNA. It is a transcript of the gene shakB, whose product is annotated as shaking B. NCBI's taxonomy places the organism in Eukaryota, Metazoa, Arthropoda, Insecta, Diptera, Tephritidae. Gene Ontology annotation, molecular function: gap junction channel activity. Gene Ontology annotation, cellular component: plasma membrane; gap junction. The record is from RefSeq and is a predicted model, not a curated record.
UGCAUUGCUGCUGAAAAUAGCAGUAACAAGUGAAUUAACGGUAAAUCAUUAAUAAUAAUCGAAGAAAUUAUCAACUCACGUGUAAGGACGAGUCAUUAUCAAAUACGAAGGCAAAAAAAGAGCAAAAUAGCUAUCGAAAAAGCAAUAAUAACAACACUAUAAAUAGUUUGUGACUUUAACGUGACUAAAAAUCAGCAAUGAAAUGUUCAGUUUGGUUUACUGGUGUGUGCGUAUGGACCAUAUGAAUGUAGUUCGACAACAACAAAAUUCAAUUUAAAACAGAACAAGAAGAAGCAUAAAAAACAAGACGAAAAUAAUAAACUUAGUGCGUUACAAGUGUUUGCAUUUCAAUGUCAGUACGCUAAUUACACAACACGCGGAAUUUUAUUCAUUUGCGCUAAGAGAUCAAUUCUAACAAUGGCGAGCUGAACUGAAUUCAUAGGCAAAUCAGUCAUAUUUGAAAUUCGGUUGAAACAUCCACAUGCAAACAUGGAUUGGACUCGGUGGCUAUAUACGUUUUUAUGGUGCAUUUGCAAUACUGGGAGCAUAAUGUGGCUACCCAUUUGAUUCGCUAAUUAUUAGACAUACCGCACAAAUGUGCAGUACAGAGUUGUUCAACGAAGCAGUCGUACAAUAGUCAGUCAGUAAAAAAUGUUCAAUCAGUCAGUAAAACUGAAAUAGAAUUACUUACAUACGAGUAUAUGUGUGUGAAAGCUGACAGAGGAUAAAUAAUAAAUGUUUUCACAUUCCACAUAAUAAAGUAUUAUCAUCUAUAUACACACUUACGUAUAUACAUAUAUAAGUACUCGUAGAUCACAGUCGUACGAAAUCGUCACUAUCAUUUACAUAAUCGAACAAGUGCACCUUGUACAUACAUAGACGAAGUGCGAAACUAUACAGUAGUCUCUACAGAUCCAUAAGAUUACAUUCGAAGAGCACAUCAAAGCACGAACAUCUAAUAUAGCCAAUGACACUGUGUUCGUAUAUUUUGACACCAAAUAAGCGAAUAGCUCGUAUAACGAAAAUCUCCAUUAUAAUCAAAUCGUGUUUAAGCGAAAGUAAAUUCGAACAAUACUCAUACUGUAGCAAUAAUUUACACCGUUCUUCCCUAUAACUUUUUUAUACGAACCGUUACUUACAUUUAAUUAAAAUAGUGAAUUACAGUUAAAAGUAAAAUAAAGCACAUCGCUCAGUUUUCAAACGCAUUUAUUUAUAAAUACUCACAAAAUUACAUUUAAGCGAUAAAUUAAGCAACUGAAAAUUACAUUUAAACAUCAACGUUUUAUUAACCAGUUAUCAACGAAUUAAACUAAUACAUAGAAACAAACUUAAGUAGAUAAACUCCGAAAGCAAACUCGAAAUGAUUAUCAGAAUAGACCAAACAGUUAACUGUUGUACAAAGUAAAAUUUGCAACAACGGCAUCAACACGCACAAUUUGUUUUUGGGGGACGGCAUAGCGCUAACACGGACAAAAAAGGAGCAGCAGGAAAAACCGGCCAGAGCAAGCGAGUGUGAGUUGCCAAGGAUCUAUAAGCGUGAUCAUAAAAGGUGGAGCAUUAGCCGCAGUUGUAGACCUAAAGAACGUAACGAAGAAAAGUAAGUGGAAGGAAACAGAAGUAAGAGAGCAGUUAAGGACCAGCACCUGGAAGAAUAACGAGUGACAAAGCAGACAAGUUCCAUAGUGAGCCAUAGAUAAAACACAUAUUAUCACGUAAACUCAAGCCACAUAUAGUUGCCGAUACAGUCAAGCAAUAUAUCAGUCGGGCGCAGCGCACAAGUAAGGGUUCCGGAGAACAGCAGCCUAACAUGGAGUUUUUACGUGGUGUUUAUGCGUUCAUGCAAGUGAGUAGAUCAUCGGUGUCUCAUGUCAAAAUCGAUUCACCUGUUUUUCGCCUACACACAAAUGCAACUGUUAUUUUAUUAAUAACAUUCUCGAUCGCUGUUACGACGCGGCAGUACGUAGGAAAUCCCAUAGACUGUGUACAUACAAGAGACAUUCCCGAAGAUGUCCUCAACACAUAUUGUUGGAUACACUCGACAUAUACAGUGGUGGACGCUUUCAUGAAAAAACAAGGUUCCGAGGUGCCUUUUCCUGGGGUUCAUAAUUCGCAGGGACGUGGUCCUCUCACAAUAAAGCAUACGAAAUAUUAUCAAUGGGUAGCUUUUACGCUAUUUUUUCAGGCGAUUUUAUUUUAUACACCAAGAUGGCUGUGGAAAUCUUGGGAAGGUGGCAAAAUUCAUGCACUUAUCAUGGACUUAGAUAUAGGAAUUUGUUCCGAAGCCGAGAAGAAACAAAAAAAGAAAUUACUAUUAGAUUACUUAUGGGAAAAUCUAAGGUAUCACAACUGGUGGGCUUACAGAUACUACGUGUGCGAAUUACUGGCACUCAUAAAUGUGAUAGGUCAAAUGUUUCUUAUGAAUCGAUUUUUCGAUGGCGAAUUUUUGCAAUUUGGCUGGAAGGUUAUAAAAUAUAUGGAGGACGAUCAGGAAGAUCGAAUGGAUCCCAUGAUCUACAUAUUCCCCAGAAUGACCAAAUGUACAUUUUUUAAAUACGGUUCAAGCGGGGAGGUGGAGAAACACGACGCCAUUUGCAUACUGCCAUUAAAUGUUGUUAAUGAGAAAAUAUACAUUUUUCUUUGGUUUUGGUUCAUACUUUUAACGUUUCUAACACUAUUAACGUUAAUAUACAGGGUGGUAAUUAUCUUUUCACCACGUAUGAGGGUGUACUUGUUUCGUAUGCGAUUUAGGUUAGUGCGUCGAGACGCUAUUGAAAUAAUCGUUCGUCGGUCGAAGAUGGGCGAUUGGUUUUUAUUAUAUUUAUUAGGUGAAAAUAUAGAUACGGUUAUAUUUCGUGAUGUUGUACAGGAUUUAGCCAAUCGUUUAGGACAUAACCAACACCACAGGGUGCCUGGACUGAAAGGUGAAAUACAGGAUGCAUGAUAUUGGGAGUAUUAAAAAUAAUACAAAAUGCAAUUUGUCGUCUCAAUAUAACCGUCACUAUCACAAAUAAAAAUAUCAACACCAAAACCGCUUAAGUAACAACAGCAGUAGCACCGGCUUCCAAAAAUUCUCACCAAUGCAAAACUAAUAAAACUAAAAACAACAGAAAAACUCCAAAAAAAGCGAACCACAUUAACGCCAUCAGUUUCACAGGCAUUUGAUAUAAUCCGCUACAAAUACAUUUUCUAAGAAAUAAAUAUAUAAAGCAGAAUGCUUUCAUAAUAGACGAUUUUAGUAUAAACCAAAAUUCAAAUAGUGUGUGACAGCGACGAAUUGUUUAUACAUAUAUGUGUGCGAAUGUGUGUAAACUAAAAAAAUUAAGCGUAGCAUAUGUAAGGAAUAGCAAAUAAGCAUGUUCAAGCAGACGAUCUCACCUACAUUCGUAAAUCAUCGAGACGCAUCCAAAUAUUCAUAGCUUGUCAUGUUAUAUUAACAACCGAAAAGGACUACGACUGAGACGACACCCGCAAAUGAAUGCAUUAUUGUAAUGAGCCAACACGGACAAGUAGCAGUCAGCCAGCAAAAGGCCGCGUUUACUUCACCAAUAACAGGCAAGUUUAGCAUCCCCACAAACUUCAUACAUCACAUCACAUCGCAUCGAUACAUUCACAUGUAGCUCGAAAUUUAAAGCUUUGAAGUGGUGUAAUUGUCGACGGCAACCAACGAAGGAAGGAGAGCUCUCAUUUUUUUAUAUAAAACUCUACCAAAAGAAACCAACCAAAAAAAUCUAUCAUAGCGCCGACAGGACACCAUCUUACAUCAAUAGUUGCAUAUAUACGUAUUUUAUAUAAAAAAAAAAUAUAAAAAAUAAAUAUGGUUAAAAUAAAUAAUAAAUAUUAUUUCCAAUAUCAUAAGCUGAAAUAAUUAGAAUAACAACGACAUCAAGAUUAGUGUAAUUCAUUUCAUACAUAGUUAAUCAGGAGAACUAUCCGACACAUGCAUACAUACAAACCAGUUGAAACAAAAAACAAAAAUAAAUAACGAGUAAACGUAAUUAUACAAAAUCAUAAAAAAGUUUUAUGAAAUAUGCAUAAUAGCCAUGAUAACUCAUCAACUAAAUAUCUAUACAUACAAGUACAUAACACAUAAACAACUACAAAAAUUCAGAUAUAAGCAAAAAUAAUCAUCAAAACAUACAUACAUAACAUACAUACAUAUAUAGCGCGCCUCAUUAAAUAACCGAGAAAAGUAGCAUGUAAUCUAAAGACAUACUCGUACGUCUGUACAUGAGAGCAUUCACGCAUAGAUUGCAAUAAGCAAAUACAAAUAGUAACUAAACAAAGAAAUUUUUAAUUAAAAUUAUAAAAUAAAGAAUGAAUGAAAUGAAAAACGAAAUGAGACAAGAUUAUAUCAUUAUGAAAUAGUUACGUUAAUGCGACGUAAAUUACAGUUAAGAAAUAGUUAGUGAAACCAAAUACACUGCAUGCAGAAAUGCAUAUUUAUAUAAGUAUAUAAUAUAUUAUACUUAAGUUCAGUCUUACUUAGGUUCGUGCAUUAAAAUACGCAAAUGCAAAUAUUUUGGGGAAACAAAGGCGAUAAUGAACUGUUUCUCACAGUAUAUAAACAAAUUAGUGGAAAGUGUUUGCAAUUUAUGAACCACAAGUAAACUGUUCAAGUAUGAGUGAAAAUUUAAGGCAAAAGGUAGCAAAUAAAUAACUAUAUUACGUAAAUUACUGAAACAAUAGUAUGAAGGCACUUUCUUAUAUAUAUAUAUAUAUAUAUUCAUAUACCAAUUUUUAAGAAUCGAAACUUAUAUUAAAAUUAAACAAAGUGAGCUGGGAUAUAUGUGCAUAUGUGUGUAUUAUACUCGAGGCAUUAUAUACAGAUAUGUAUAUGCGAAAGUGCGUCUGGUCAUAUGCCAUGUAGGUUAUACUUAAGUUUUUAAAUACUUAAAACCAAUAUUUCAUGUGCAAUAUAAGCAACACAAGCGCACAUAUGCAUACAUAUGUAUCUAUGUGAAGAUGUACACAAAUUUGUGGUUGUAUUAUCUACUAAAUGUUUGGGUUCAAUGCGAAGCUACAUAUAAUUUUGAAUCGGUCACAGUAAGCUCUAUGUUUGUCGCAGUGCAUACAUCCAUUACCAAAACAUUCGUAUAUUACAUAGUUUUCAAGUAUCCGUCCAAAUAAUAUGGUUCGUACACAUCAGACAUACAAAUGCAUAAAUGCAAUUGAUUGUGGUAGCAUCCGUUAGUUAGCAAUUUCCUAUAGAUAUGUCAAUAUACAUCAGCAGCUUUUGAAUUGGGAACGCAAAUGACACUCUUACUGCCCACUUUUUAUUAAGCAACUGAUUGCAAUGUAAGCAAAACAAUAAACUAAAUAAUUUUUUGAUUUUUUGAUAAUUAAUAAAACUAUAAAUGAUAGGCGCUAUAUUGGCUUUGAAAACUAUAUACUCCUCAGUGCCAUUUAAAUGUUUUUAAUAUCACUUUCCAAUGCCUGAAAAAUAACAACAAUCCGUUCGAGGGCUAAUCCUAUUUUAAACAGCAUUGAUCUCUCGCAACAUUCAAAUGUACGUUUAUUUAACUCAAGGUAGAUCCCCAGCGAGGACUUACUAGCAAAGCAGCAGUUAAAGUUGUCCGUAUAAAAUUACAAAAUGGAUAGAUAUGCUGAUUUAUACUAUUUAGAAAAAUUGUAUCGGGCUAUAGUAUUUUUGCGGAGAAACUGGACUUUCUACUUGAGCCUUUAUGAAUCAGAAAUCAUAUUGAUUGAUUUGAAUAUUUCAUACUGCGUCUAUGUAUAGGAGAUCUAGAUAGUUUAGCGUUUUGCCAGUCAACCUACUGCCUAUCUGGAUAGUUUUCAAAAGCUCUAAUGUUAAUAUCAUGUUGAAUUUAAUGGGUAGUAAUUAAAUUUUCAAACCGUCAGACAUAUUCUUCGCAAUACUCCUGUUGUGAGUUCUCAUGACAUUAUUGGCAUAUACCAAAAGCCAAAGAAACUUAUUGCCUUUAGCUUCACGGACUUAAUGAAUUAAUGCAAAGUUGCUACAAUAUUGUUAUAAAAUAUCAAUAAAUGAUUUAUUUAUGGCAAUAAUAAGUAUGUAUCAUUUCGAACUACUAAAAACCAAAGCCAAAUAUUAUUAUUUUUAUACAAAAACAAAACAUAUCUUAGAGAUAACCCAAGCGUUUUUAGAUCAUGUUUACUUCCCCAAUUGCAUAUGUAUACAUACGUGUAAAUAUUAUAUUAAGACUCUCCGACUUAUUAUAGCGAAGUACUUGUAACUAGACUACAGAUGAAAUUACACUGCCAGAAUAAUCAAAACAUAAGAUUCAUAAAUUCAAUAAUCAUUCGGGUAUGAAGAAAUAGUUGAUGGCAAGAACAAGUAUAUUGCCCGCAUAUUUUACACGUGUAAAAUACAGAAAAAUAGACUUAGACCAUUGAAGUAUCCGAAAUUUAUAAUGAGAACGAUAGGUAAUAUAGCUACAAAUGAGUAAUCGCAUUAAAUCAACCCACAUACAAUACCAUGUGCACAUACAUAUGCACAUAAACCCGAAAAUUAAAGUAAAUUCAAAACAAACACGCGGUGCUAGUAAGAUAAAUAAUACAUUUACUAAAAAACAAUAAAUGCUGUAAAGAUAUGAACAAAAUAUAUAUAAAUUUAAGCAAUAGAAACGAAUUGAACAAUUGAACUAUAUCAUUAUAUUAAAUAAGUGAUGCUAACAAAUUACAAUACGAAAUAAUUAGGUUUAAGUAAGUACAAUUUAGGAAAAGAUAAAGUUAGGUAAUUAAAUAAUAUUUUUAAGAAAUAAAACCAUUAUGAUAAAACUGAAAUCAUGCGUAAAUUAUAGCAUACUGUGAGUAUUAAUAAAAUUAGCAAUAGAUUUGUUCCUGGACAAAUUUUCACAUUUGUAUGCGAAAGCAAAAAUUACAAAAAAAAAAACGUAUAAAUUAAAAAACGCAAAAAAUAUCUCAUAGAUUUUUAAUUAAUAAAAGUAAUAUUUAUACUUUAUUGUAACAAAUACAUAGUUUUUGUACAUACAUACAUAUGUAUCAAUAAGAGAAUAUAAAAUAUAUUAUAUUUUAAGUCUGCAUAGAAUUCACAUUAUUGGGAGUAGUUAUUAGUUGCUAAUAAAAUUGAACGUAUUCGUGACCCUUGGGGAGCUUUUGUACCAGAGGACUCACAAAGUUUUAAUUACAUAUAUUCAAGUUAAUUCAAUGCAGUAACAAUUUCCACAACAACAGCAAAUUUACAUACUUAGGAGGCAUCAUUUCUCAAACGCAAAACUAGCCAUUAAUUAAUUAAGUGUGACUGCUACUCAUUACAUAAAUUUGGAUAUUUUUUCAGUUUCGGUUAAACAUUUAUCAUUAAAUAUCGAAUUAUUUAUCCUUUCAUACUUUAGACAUUGACUUAAAUUAUAAAUAUUUCGAAAUAUAGUGAAUAUAAGUAGAUGGUGUAAUGCGUUAAUAGCUGGUAGAUAGAAAUUGCUAUAUUACAUUUAUUUCUCUCACGUACUUAAAUUAGUACUUCAUAGUUGCAAUAAAAUGCUGAUCAUUUUAGAAAUAUUAACAAGUAAGAGCACAAUAACAUGCGAUUCCCAAUUGCAUUAUUGUAUCGGUACCAGAAUUAUUCAGACUCGAUUAGCCAAAAUAGCUGUACAAGUUAAUUAUUUAAUAUACACAUAUACUAUAAGUAUAUAAAUCUACCGUAUAAAAGCAAACAUUUUGUAAAUCUUAUUAUAAUUAUUAUAAUGUAGCAUAAAUCAGCGAAAAUUCGAUAGUAACUUACACAUGUGAAACUUUAUUUUCAAAGUUUUAAAAUCUUGUGAUUUCGAUACGAGCAAAUUAAGAUGAGAAAUUCUUUUAAUUCGAAUGCAAAGUAAAUUGGCCAGUAAAAUUUCAAAUUAAAUAUAUAUUUUUUAAAUUUAAUUUGCCAUAUGCUUCUUUGUAUUUCGUGUAUUAUAUAGUUUUGUAUUCAAUGGCUUCUCAACUUGGGUUUCCCCCCCAGAGCUCAGACAUAGCAAAAUAAGUGAAUCGUCGGUAUGUUUCGAUAUAAAAAUAUACUUACGCGUGCUGUUGUUGACCGCUAGAUCAAGUGCUUUGGCUAUUUAUUAUAUUAUUAAUUAUCUGUUAAUUAUGCUCUAACUUCCUUUUUCACUGAAGUUCUGAGAAAAUCGGUCUAGUAGGCUUAAGACAAAUCAUUAAGAAUCAAUAAGACGAUAUUAGAUUUAUUUCAAAUAAUUGUGCUCAUUAUUUGUAUAUUGCUGGAUCUAAACGUUAGUUGUCCGUUUUUUGCAGCCCCGGCUUUUUAACUUCGCCAUAAGUAGCACUUUUAUUGAAACCAUUUGGAAUAUAAUGUUGAGUGUUAAUUCAAGUGUUCAACUCUUUACAUUCUUAUUUCGUCCGUUUUAUUAAUCUUUCUGAAAAAGAAUCACUUGAAACUUAUUCGAAGACAGACAAUAUACUUUUAAAUAGUUGAUUAGUUUUUUUCACUCACAUUAAAAAGCAUGAAAGUGAAAAUUUCCUUUCCCCUAGGGAAAUAUAUUGCUUUUUAAUACAAUUCUCUCAAAUUAGAAAAAAUUGGUUACUAUGAAUUGGAAAUUUACCUAUAUACAUAUGUAUUUUUGAAUCCCUCUAUUUUUAUUAUGUUAUUGGAUAAAUUUCAUUUUUAAUUAUUUUAUUAUUUAAAUACUCAGUAAAAUAGUUUAAGAAGCUAUUUUAUGUAUUGACAUCAUUCAUAUAUUUAUAUCCUACGUUAUAAGAUCAAUAUAUAAAAAUUUAACCCUUAACACACAAUUAAAAAAUUUUACUAACGGGUUACACCCCUCUACAGUGUCGAAAAAUUACAACAAAGAAAAACAUAAAAAUUUUUUAAGAUGACUUCAUUUCCUAUUUAAUUAAUAGUUAAUACAUUUUUUUUCUUGAUAUUUGAUAUAAAAUGGCAAAUAGAAAAAAUUUCAAUAUUCUUACCAUCUUCUGUGGAAAGUCAAAACAAUUUCACUUUUUGCUAAAACCAUUUAAAGAAAAGAUUUGUCUUUGGACGAAAUAUGUACAGAAAUAUAUACGAUUAAUAAGGUGUCAAAAAUCAUAGCGCCUUUCUCCAGAAAAUUUUUUUUGAUAACUGCUAUCGAAAUUUCAAGUGAUAAAGAUUUUAGUACCAUAUAUUAUGUUUCCAGUGGUGUUGAAGAGGGGUAGAGUAAUAGAAAAAAAUGGGUUUUAAUUUUUAUAUUUGCUCCGAAUAUGGUGCGCUUGGUUCCCGUCAGAACUACAAAAUAGUCACUUUAAAAACUUUUCCAUCUUAUAAACAAUGUUGUAUUUUACUUCUCAGUCCGUUAAGUAGAUUUUAAAAGGGGAAAAUUACUUUUAGAAUUUAUUUACUGUUAAAAGUAUGACAAAAUUAAGUAAUUUCAUGUUUAUUACAACCACUUUUAUUAAUUUGCGUUGGAAGUCAUAAGCCGAUUAAUUAAAAGAAUAAAAUAUUGUACAAGCUACUAAUUACAAUUUUACGCGAAUUUCAGAUUGUUAGAAUAAAAAGUGGAUAUUAACAUAUACAUUUCUUUUGUACGAAUUUCUCAAUAUUUAAAUGUCUAAGAGAGAUGUUCAUUAACCAAUUGUAGAAAACUGCCACUCUUACCACAGUUAUAGUGAAUUUACUUAGUUAAUCAAUUAUCACUUAGAUCAAUUAAACAUUAAAUCAUUCUGUCACAUUACUUCAACUAAUAGUGAGUAACUAGGAAAUGAGUUUUUGUAUAUGCUUAAGUUUGAGAAAUUUAGAAGACAAUAAUUAGCAAGAAAGUAUGUCCUAUGCUAUAGCGCAAUGUAUUUUCAGAUUUUUACAUUAAUAAUAUAUGAAUAUUUAUAGAACUAGUAUACUUUUAGGCGCAUUAGAUGAUAUUAGAUCUUGCUUUACAUAGUUGCACUAAUGCGUAUUAUUUUAGUGUUGCCUUAGAAAAGAAAUGCUUCUCUGUUACUUACAUUGCAUAUGCAACGUUGUGCUUGAAAAAUAAGACUAAAAACAUAUAAUGAGCCUAUUUCACUUUUCUAAAAAUAAUUCUGAACAAGACACAAGAUGGUAAACCUUCAGUAGCUCUAGAUAUUCUCUGCUUAAAUAAUGUUUAACAUAUGGAGCUAUAUUGCAAACAAUACGAUAUAAUUGCAUUUGUAGGAAUAUAUGUAUGUACAAAAUUCAAUUGUACAUCGAGGUAAGAAUGACACUUAUAAGGGGAUGUGUGACAGCAGCUAUGAUCUUGUUUGUAAUGUAUAAUUUAUAACAAGAUUUUUUUUAGAUAUGUAAGAUAUUUCUAUAUUUUUUCCUGCCAUGUAUGUAUGUUAAUUAUUUACAAUACUAAUGUUUUGUGCAGCUAUAUUCCACUUGAAGUACUUUCUUCAUUUGCCUGUAACAAAACCAUUAAGGUGGGCAAAAGUUUUAUUGUGAAUAGUCUUUAAGAAAGCCACGGGGUUUCUUAUUUUGCAAAAAUAAUACUUAUUUAUUUUUGAGAAGUUUUAUUAUUUUUUCCGUCUAUCAAAAUCCAAACACCGAUUUGACUAAGGCUAUUUUUGAACUUCUUGUCGUGCAUCGGUUUAAGAUUUGAGCGCUUUAAAAUACAGCAAUACAGUAAUACUGGAAAAUGCCAGUGCAUAAGCAUUUAUGUACAUAUGUAGCUGCGAUGCAUUACUAGAAGAUAUGUAUAUACUACAAUAUAUAACGAUUUCUUAUUGUCCAUCGUCCGUCCACUUUUAAUUUGAUGAGAUGGGAAUGAAAUUAUUUCCUAAGAGCAUUCACAUUCAUUUUUGUUGAUUUAUGCCAAUUUUGUAGCUACUUAAUAAUAUCAUAAUAAAUUUAUGAUCAAAUCAAACACCUUCUUUAUUUUUUUGAAAUAUGUCCUAAUAUGCGAAUAUUUACCCUACAUUUCUUAGCUAAAUUUCAACUGAAAAGAUAAUAAAAAAACAUAUAUAUGUAGUCGUAUAUACAAAGCAAUAAAGUUAGUCACUUAAUUUUUUCCUAUUAUCUCUAAGUCACACUCCUCGUAAGCAAUACGCACUUUUAAUUAAAAAAUCGGAUUCAAUAAUUUCUUUAUUCCUUGGAAUACUAAUAAAAUUGCCUUAUAUUCAAAAAAAUAAUAAUUAUACAUUAUAUUGUAAUAUAAAAGCAUUAUUGUAACAAAACAAAGAAACCCUAUUGAAAUCUUUAGCAAUAAAUUGUAAUAAAUAAUUAGGACAUUAUAAGCUAUUAGAUGCAAAGUUAUAAACUUACUUAGGUCAAACAGUUGUACAAAGUGUAUAUAUCUAUUUUAUUAAGUAAAUCAUUACCUAAUAUAUAAAUUAAUGAUAUAUAAAUUAAAGCGUAUGGUAUUCAAAUAUUACAUAGCACACACAUACAUUCUUACUUCCUAUUUUGUAAUAUUUAGUAAAUUAUAUACUUUUUAUUUGUCAGUACGUCCACAUUAAAUCACUUCUUUGAAUACCGGAAAACAAUUUAAAAAUUUUAAUAAACUAAACAACACACUGUAUAGUAAUUGCGUAAAUAAUUUCAAAAACAAAUUCGCCAAUUGCCUUCAACUAGAAGAAUUUCGAUCUAAAACCAUAUACAAAGCAAAAGCGUUAUACUUAAUAAAAAUAAAUAAAAUAAAAAUGGGCAGACGAUAAAUACAGUAUGCAGAAAAUAUUAAAUCAAUAACCAAGUGAGAAUCCAAACUAAAACAAAAACAAAAACAAAGAAAAUAAAAUAUAUUACAAAAAUAACUUAAACCUAUCAGUAACUAAUUGAAGCAGCGACAACUGCAAUCGGAAAUAUGAACAAAAUUUACAGAAACAAAAUAUACACAUAUACAUGCAUAUAUACAAAUGGAAAUAAAUAAUAAAAUACAAAGAUAGCAAUGCAGAAGUUUACGUAAGCAAACAAAUUAUUAGACUUUAGCAUAAACAGCAACAACCACAAAAGAGAACUGAAGUAAUUGCAGAGAUUUUAUUGCCAUAUUUGAAUUAUAUAAUAAGCGGUAAAACAAGAUAAUAUAGACUAAUAUACAUAAAUAGUAUAUAUACAAUAUACAUACAUAUACACACAUAUGCGAGUAUAUAUAGAUGACGCGAAACUUUAAACCAAAAAACUUACUCGAUUAUUUUAUCUACAUACACGAGAAUACUUAUAAGCAAGAACAAUAAACAGAAUCAUACGCAUACAAGUAAAUAAACCGUUACUUACAUAUUUAAAUGUAUCAUUAAUUGAAACUAACGAAAUAAUUAAUACAUAAUCAUGAACAGAACCAAUUAAGUAAAACAAAAAGUGAGGAAAAGAAGUCGAUUUCAUGCGCAGGAAUUUAUAUCAAUUACGACUAUAGCAAGAGCGAAAGAGUAUUUAUAUAAGAAAAUACACGAAAUCAAGCUUAGGAAAUACCGAGUGUGUAAAAAUAUCCGAAGAACACUUGAAAAAAAGUAAGUGAGUACAUAAAUAAGCAGAGCGCGAAAGAAAGACGAAUUUAAGUCCAAUUUUAAAAUUGCAAUGUCUAUCAUUGGUUAUUAAAAAUAUAUUAAACAUUUAAUUUAUUUAAUGUACAUAUUUAGCGUACCCGCUGUAAUCAAUCAGACAUUUACUUUGUAUUCCGAUCCUAUUUUUCAUUAGAGUGUACUUAAGGGUGGCUCUAACGUCGUUAAUUGAGCAUUUCUUGUGUGUAAUAUCACUGCGGGAACAUUGUGUUAGCUUAAAGGGGCUCUUAGACAUGUCAGAUCACUUAUGCACUUUCAAUUGCGAAGAUUUUACAAUAAAGAAUGUAGCUUUCAAAAAUAUACUUACAUAACCAAAACUGUAAAUAAAUCGGUAGAUUCUGCAUUAUAUAUGUUAAGGGUUGCCAUUUCAGAAAUAAAUAUAGAAAUUUUGUUUUGAUUUCAAACAUUUCUCUUUCAUAUAAUUCAACAUCAGGUCUUUAAUUACACUGUAAUCUUUGCCAUGUAACCUCAUUCAGGAAAAAAUGUUUCAGGAUAUUAUUUUUCACCUAGGAAGUUAAUAAAUGAAAACAUGAAAAGUUCUAAAUCGAUCCUAAUUUCAAACCCGAGGUUGGAAGGGAAUAUCCAAGAUUUCUUCGAAAAAGACCUCGCCAAGUAUAAAUUGUGGUUACUGCACUAAGCUUUUGUGUGGAAAUGAAAAAAAAAUUGAGUAAACAAGUUUUCCUGGGAAGCUUCUCUAUAAAUGUUCACCGUUAGUAUGAGCGCGAGUUCUUCUCGCAAUGACUUGCUUCAUCUUCUUUGGCUAAUAUUUUAUAAACUUUUCAUUAUAUUUGCAUAUAUACAUUUUCUUAAUUAAAUAACAAUGAUUCGUAAAAGGAGUUUUGUGUUUAAUAUCGAAAAAAAAUUUCAGCUUGAACAAGGCAGUAAUUAUUGAAUAUUAUAUCCAUCAUAUUUAUCUACCAUGCUGUUCACUUGAUUCAGAAAACGCUGAUAAUUCGUUAUUUUAAUAGUAUUACUAUGACAAUUUGUUUUAGUUUUAAUAUAAUGCAACAUUAAAACAUAGAAUACACAUAAUUCUUGGUCUAAUUUAAAAUUAAAAUAUUGUGUGUAACUAAGUCGACAAACAAUGUAAUUUUGACUUCUUAGAUGGAUUUCAUUGAGAAUAACAUAUAUAAUUUCAUUGAGAAUAACAUAUAUAAGUUAAUUGUUAGUGCAAAAUUAACUUAAACUGCCACGAACUCACCUCCUUAAAUUGCUCUAUAUAGUCCUCACUUUUUUUUGUACUCUGUCGUCUGCUAUCAGAUUUGAUUUAUUCGCACAAAUUAUGAGUAAGUUGCCAAAUAUAUAUCGAGAAAUAAUUUUUACUUAGUCUUUUAUAUUUUGUUAGUAACUCCACUUAAACUAUUAUCGUUAAAUAUAAAUUUUAUAUUUUAUAUAUAUACAUAUGAAGUUCGACAGUUAAUUAAGGCGAGCACUCCCAAAUUCCUUGAGAGAGAGGCCAUUAUCAAAAAAAUACCUUUCAAGUAGUUUUUUUUCGUAAACUCAUAUUUUAAUUUAUGUAGUUAUAGAAUUAUUAGGAAAUUUUGAACAGUGACAUAAAUUAUUAAGCUUAUAGAUGAAAUUAGGGAUUAUACUGGAUUUUGGGAAGCAUUUUCAAUUACUCACAGUUAGUGGUUAUGAUUUUGUUCAUAAUAAAUGCGAGCAUGGUUAAUAAAGCUUUAAUUUGAAAAGCUGUAGUGAAACAAAAAAAAAA